This is a messenger RNA of Myodes glareolus (Bank vole), 1437 nucleotides long. Lineage: Eukaryota; Metazoa; Chordata; Mammalia; Rodentia; Cricetidae. The record is from RefSeq and is a predicted model, not a curated record.
GCGCGUUCGUCUAGUUACCUCAGUCUCCGCCACCCCCGCCCCUCAUAGUGGCGCUCUCGCCAUCUUGCACCCCCUUCAGCCUAGCCCAGUCACCUUUUCUCUUUCCACAAUUUUUGUACCCCCCCAUACCCCGCCCCCUGCCCAUCGUGUCCCGGGGCCGCCGCCGCCGCCGCAGACACCGCGCCAUCUCUGUCCCCUCUCAUUCUCCACGCGGGACGCGCAGACGUGCUUCCACGUGUCCUUAAGCAGAGAUGAAUAAUACUGCAGCUAGCCCGAUGUCUACUGCCACUUCGAGUAGUGGAAGAAACCCAGGGAAGGCUGUAAGCUUUGCUGCAGAGCUGCAGAGCAUGCUGUUUUCUUUAGGGGAUGCUAGGAGGCCUCUCCAUGAAACAGCAGUCUUAGUAGAAGAUGUGGUUCACACACAGCUAGUUAACUUGUUACAGCAAGCUGCAGAAGUCUCUCAACUGAGGGGAGCAAGGGUGAUCUCUGCUGAAGAUCUUCUGUUCUUGAUGAGAAAAGAUAAGAAAAAACUAAGAAGACUUCUAAAAUACAUGUUUAUCCGAGACUACAAAUCAAAGAUCAUCAAAGGCAUUGACGAGGACGACCUCCUGGAAGAAAAACUGAGUGGCAGCAGCAGUACAAACAAGAGACAGAAAAUUGCUCAGGACUUGAUCAACUCUAUUGACCAGACAGGAGAGCUUCUGGCCAUGUUUGAGGACAACGAACUUGAUGAUGUUAAACAGGAGAGAAUGGAGGAGCAGACCUUCUUAGCAGCCAUGAAACCUCCUGGCGCCCACGCCAAAAAAGCUUCCAAAUUUCGAGACUGGUUGGACUGUGGCAGCAUGGAGAUAAAGCCCAAUGUCAUAGCUAUGGAAAUUUUGGCAUACUUAGCCUAUGAAACAGUGGCACAGGUAGUGGAUCUGGCUCUUCUCGUGAGGCAGGAUAUGGUAUCCAAGGCAGGGGACCCUUUCAGCCAUGCCAUUUCUGCAACCUUCAUUCAGUAUCAUAACUCGGCUGAGGGGUCCUGUUUGAAGUCCUGUCCAGACUCUCCUGAGAACACACCGCCUGCUACACCAACAGCUCCCUCUUCUGCAUCUCAGCAUUCUGGGAGAUCCACAUCCGGAUCCCUGGGGAAUGGCAGUACAGGACAAGACUCUAGUAAAAGCAAGCAGAGAAAGAGGAAAAAGAGCACUGCGGCCUGUGGUGUUGAGGCUCACAGCGAUGCCAUCCAGCCCUGCCACAUCAGAGAAGCCAUUCGACGCUAUGGCCACAAGAUUGGCCCUCUUUCCCCAUUCACAAAUGCCUACCGAAGGAGUGGGAUGGCUUUCCUGGCCUGCUGAGGGGACCAUGGCUGUGCCUGCUGCAACAGGAGGAGGAAUGAGACACCGAGGCCAUUCUUCCCUGUGCUGGAUGAAAAUAAAAUGUGGAUUUACCGUC